AUGGAUGCAUUGGCAAACCCAGCGGUCCAGCUGCAGGACAUGCCUCCCGGUGGAAGGGCGGAAAUCAUCGCGAGCGAGGGACCGAAUGUGUUAGAGAAAACAAUCUCUAGAUUGUCCAGACGAGUGUCUACUCAGUCAGGGAAGAGCCGCCACGCGACAGCGGUGCCAGUACGCGAACAGACGUCAUCGAGAACAGAACAAGCCGGAGGAGGCGCCGAAGCAGAGAUUGCAGAAGAGGUCGACACCGAAGAUGUAUUCCCCGAGGGCGGUCUGCGAGCAUGGCUUGUGGUGCUUGGCGCAACUUCUAUGUUACUGCCAUCGUUUGGCCUGAUGGUCACUAUUGGCACACUACAAGACUACUGGCACCAGAAUCAGCUAUCGAAUUUCACUGCGCGAGACAUUGGCUGGAUACCGUCAGUCUUUGUGUAUCUCACACUCAGUCUGAGUCUUUGGGUAGGACCCCUUUUUGAUCGAUACGGCCCUCAAUGGAUUGCUUUGAUAGGAAGCUGUGGUUACGUGGUCAUGGUGUUCCUUCUCGCCGAAUGCACGGAGUUCUGGCAGAUGAUACUUUGUCUUGGGGUAUUGGGAGGAGUAACAGCAGCUAUGUUGACCUGUACUGCGCUCGCUGUGGUUGCACAAUGGUUCAAAACUCGAAGAGCACUAGCGCAAGGUAUCGCAAUGGCUGGCACUUCUGUCGGAGGACUUUCGAUGCCAUUGAUCCUGAAGUCGACCUUCCCGAGGUAUGGUUAUGCUUGGUCUUUGCGCAUUUUAGGCUUCAUGUUUGUGUUUUUUCUCGUGGUCAGUAACAUCCUGCUUAAGGCUCGCUUCCGUCCAUCAGCCGCAGCGAAGAAGAAAGCCAUGAUAUCUUUGCACAUCUUCGGAGAUCUGCGAUUCAGUCUCUUCGCCAUUACCGUGUUCGGCUUCGAAAUCGUCUUGUUUGGUACCUUGGGUAUCCUAUCUACCUAUUCGUCAAUAUCCACGCAUUUCCCACCCGACACCAGUUUCUACCUAAUCGCGGUCCUAAACGGAGUCUCUUGCCUUGGACGGAUCAUACCAGGUUACCUUGGUGAUAAGCUGGGACGAUUUAACACCCUGCUCAUCAUGAUCAUCUUCACGCUGGUCUUCAUGCUGGCUUUGUGGCUGCCACUCGGAACGAAAUCACUGCCCGCACUGUACGCUUUCUCAGCGCUUUUCGGGUUUGGCACUGGCAGUUGGAUGGCCUUGACUCCUGCUUGCAUAGGACAGCUGUGUAGGGCGGAUGAGUUUGGACGCUAUUAUGGCUCGAUGUACUUUGUAGCAUCGCUGGCCACGCUCGUGUGCGUUCCUAUUAGUGGAGAACUGGUACAGACUGUUGGGCCUGACGCGAUGGUUGGCUUCUUCUGCUGUAUCCUUGCUUUGAGUCUGGUAAGCUUCAUCUUCAGUCGGUGGGCAUAUUUAGGAAGACGGUGGACCCUUCUGGUGAAAGUCUGA
Molecule: messenger RNA, 1470 nt
Organism: Didymosphaeria variabile
Lineage: Eukaryota; Fungi; Ascomycota; Dothideomycetes; Pleosporales; Didymosphaeriaceae
Exons: 1
Coding region: 1-1470 (489 amino acids)
Biological process (GO): transmembrane transport
Cellular component (GO): fungal-type vacuole membrane
Molecular function (GO): transmembrane transporter activity
Source: RefSeq, a predicted model, not a curated record